Molecule: messenger RNA, 808 nt
Organism: Cuscuta campestris
Lineage: Eukaryota; Viridiplantae; Streptophyta; Magnoliopsida; Solanales; Convolvulaceae
Source: the annotation of a GenBank genome assembly
CAGAGCUGGGCUCAGCGGGUAUCUACUAUCUACAUUCCCCAGGUUUUGCAGAGCUGAGAGCUCCUUCUUCAUAUUUUUUUGUGGGGUAGAGAAGUGGAGGUGAGUGUAUGGAGGUAGCGUUUGCAUCUUUGGUGAUUGGGAUCUUGCUAGGAUUGCUCAUCCUAAUUAUCCCUAAAACUAGAAUGCGCACAAAAUCUGAUCACACCGGAAAGCUCCAAGUAAAUGCCCUAACCAAGGUGCAGAAAGCCUAUAGUAAAUCAGAAGUUGCAUUGCAUAACAAGAGAUCUGAUUGCUGGAUCAUUAUCAAAGACAAGGUUUUUGAUGUUACGUCAUAUGUUGAAGAACAUCCCGGGGGUGAUGCCAUCCUUGCACAUGCUGGUGAUGAUUCAACUGAAGGUUUCUACGGGCCUCAACAUGCUACCCGAGUAUUUGAGAUGAUCGACGAUUUCUGCAUCGGAGAAUUGGAAAAACAAUAAUCCUUGUACACAUUCUUGUGCUCAUUGGAUCCUUCCUCUUGCUGAAGCAUUUCCAUCCAUUACUAUAUCAGAUUGCUUCUGGUUCACUUAAAAAUGGCUCAUUUGAUCAUCUGCACUCCAUAGACGUAUGGGCAAUCUUUAUUUCAUAGAGCUUGGCAAGCAAUUGGUUUGAUUAGCUGCUCUGUUGCCUAAUGAAUCUUGCAUUUGUACUGAAGUUCCCAAUAAAUAUGUAUUAUUUUGGGUUUGAUAGCUCUCUGUUGGCAAGUUGGCUUUUUUAUGUUUAUUGUUUCUUUCCUUAUUUGAUUCUCAUUUUGACAAUGCACUGUUGUUUA